ACGAGAGUGAAUAAAAACAAAUAAGUUAUGGCUGAUGAAUAUCAAGCAAGUGUUUGUGGAGGAAACUGGUGGAAUUCAAGUAGAAGUAUAUUUGGUUCAUCACUAUGUGCAUCUUCAGUUCCUUUAGGGAACUCUAAUUUUGCAUGGACAAAUGAUCAUUUGUUGGAUAUGAAAUCUUCCUGUAGGUCUAACGAUGAAUCUGGUAAUUCUGAUGAAUCUGUUGUUCUUCAAGAAUUACCUAAACAUGAUUCCACUCUACAAAUCUUGGGUAUUGGCCUUAAUUCUUCAUCAACAUCAGAUCAUAAUAAUUGGAGUCAUACCUUGAUGCAUGGAAAUGAUAGGAGUGAAAGUAGUUAUCCUUCAAUACUACAAGAAGACCUAAAUUCAAGCAUGAAUUACCAACAAGAAAGUGGGGUUGAUUGUUCAAGCAACUCAUUUAAACAAGAUUUCACUUUAGGAAUGAAUCAUCCAAUCACUAGCUCAACUAAUACUCAUCAUCAUGAUCAAAUUUCUUCAACCUUUCCAAUGAAUUCAUCUUUCUCUAAUUAUCCUUCAGCUUUACUUCAAACUUUAUUUGAUAAUGAUCCUCCUCCUCCUCAACAACAACAAUUACAACAAUCUUUGUUUGCUAAUACUAAUAACAACCAACCAAUGAAUUUCCCAACAUCAUCCUUAAACUACAGGCCAGAUUUGAAUGACUUUUCACCUUCUAUGCCUAAAUUCCCUAAUUCCUUGUUGAUACCAAAACAAAGUACACCUUCUGAUCAUUUUCCAAAUUACUCUCUUAAUGCUACCACUUCUCUCUACAAUACUUCAUCAGCCACAUCCUUAAACAAUAUGCGCGGUAAUCUUAUGCAUCCACAAAUUCUCCAGUCACCAACAUUUAACGAGAAUUCCAGAGCUCCUAACGUUACUCCAAAGUGUAAAGUUGAAGAUUUAAGAGAAUCGAGGGUGACUAAGAAAAGUGUGAAUAAUGAAGCAACAUUGAAGAGGGCAAGAAUAGAGACACCAUCACCAUUGCCAACUUUUAAGGUCAGAAAAGAGAAAUUGGGGGACCGUAUUACUGCUCUCCAGCAAUUGGUUUCACCUUUCGGAAAGACUGAUACAGCUUCAGUUCUCCAUGAAGCUAUUGAGUACAUCAAGUUUCUCCAUGAUCAAGUCAAUGCUCUUAGUACUCCUUAUUUGAAAAAUGGAUCAACCACUCAACACCAACAGAUUGUUGAUAAGGUUAAGGAAGAAGAUUUGAGGAGCCGAGGAUUGUGCCUGGUACCGAUAUCGAGUACUUUUCCAGUAGCAACUGAAACUAGUACAGAUUUUUGGACUCCAAAUUUUGGUGGUACGUUCAGGUAGAGACGAAGUGAUUUCAUUUUUAGGUAAGAAAAGGGAAAGUGAGUAUUGACAGCCAAUGCUAGCUGGGCCAUAUCUACAG
Molecule: messenger RNA, 1429 nt
Organism: Solanum verrucosum
Lineage: Eukaryota; Viridiplantae; Streptophyta; Magnoliopsida; Solanales; Solanaceae
Product: transcription factor bHLH112-like
Exons: 7
Coding region: 28-1350 (440 amino acids)
Biological process (GO): regulation of transcription by RNA polymerase II
Cellular component (GO): nucleus
Molecular function (GO): DNA-binding transcription factor activity, RNA polymerase II-specific; RNA polymerase II cis-regulatory region sequence-specific DNA binding; protein dimerization activity
Source: RefSeq, a predicted model, not a curated record